Messenger RNA from Cuscuta campestris, 989 nucleotides. Lineage: Eukaryota; Viridiplantae; Streptophyta; Magnoliopsida; Solanales; Convolvulaceae. The record is from the annotation of a GenBank genome assembly.
GAUUCUGAUAUGCUUACAAAAAUGAAAAAUCUACGGGAUUUUCUUUUAAUUCUUCUACUUUCUAUUUAUACUCAUUUACCAAUAUAGUAACAAUGCAGCAAAAACCCCAUAGGAAAGAAGAAAAAGAGACCGCCGCCGCCAUGGAAAGAAUUAGCAAGACGAAGAAAACUCAAGGGCGCCGGAAAAUCGACAUAAUAAAGAUAGACAACGUCAACCACCGGCACGUGGCGUUCUCGAAGCGGCGCAUCGGGCUCUUCAACAAGGCCAGCGAGCUCUGCAUCCUGUGCGGCACCCACGUCGCCGCCAUCGUCGAGUCAUACGGCGGAAAGCGCGUCUUCACGUUCGGCCACCCCAGCGCCGACGCCGUCAUCGAGCAUUACCUCUCCGGCGGCGGCGGCGCGGGGCUCCACGACCGGGAGGACGAUCCGGUCGUGAAGCGGAGCGAGCAGCUCUACCAGCAGGCGUGGCGGGAGUUGGAGAAGGAGAAGGAGAAGGGGGUGGUGGUGGAGGAGCGGAAAUGGGAGGGCGGCGGCUGCGGGGCCCACUGGUGGGACAUGCCGAUUGACGGUAUGGACGUGAAGGAACUGGAGGAGUACACUGCGGCGCUGGAGGAACUGAAGAAGAAGGUGGCGCUUAGGGUUGGUGAGUUGGAGACGGCGGCGAUGAUGACCAAGAAGGCCGCCGCCGCCGCGUUCUGCUGCGGGAGUAGCUCACCGCCUCCUCUAUUGGAGUAUCAUGACUAUCAUCACGCCGGUUAAUUUUUUUGAUUAGCAUCACUCCAUCAUUUUUGCUUAAUUUUUUUGAGUUAGUCUAACACUUGUUUUCUCAAAAUUGCAUCAAAUAAUUAAUUACUUUGUCUUCCAUUGAUUUGUCUUCUUCAGACUGUGAAACCGUUUAAUCGAGUUAAAUGAGUCAUACAUAAAAUUGUGAAAUUUGCACUAAAUAGGACUAAAACAUAAGUCAUUUCCUAAUAUAGGACUUAAAUUUUU